This is a messenger RNA of Vigna radiata var. radiata (mung bean), 856 nucleotides long. RefSeq names its product thioredoxin F-type, chloroplastic. NCBI's taxonomy places the organism in Eukaryota, Viridiplantae, Streptophyta, Magnoliopsida, Fabales, Fabaceae. The record is from RefSeq and is a predicted model, not a curated record. The transcript is spliced from 3 exons. The coding region runs from base 106 to 651 and encodes 181 amino acids.
GGGCAAUCAUGUAUUUUCGUGUUGCACCUCCUCCCCUCCACAUGCAUUUGCUAUAUGUGAGAUGAGUUCUUUCCCCUUUGCCAGUGGAACUCCCAGCAAGCACCAAUGGCUCUGAAUGUUUGCGUUUCUCCUAACCCUAAAUGGGUUGCAUCUCCUUCCUUAGACAGUGGUUCUUCUUUGAGACCUUCACUUGGGUCUUGUUUUGGUAACAUAAACAUUCCUAGUGUGAAUCUCAACUUGAGUACUAGAACCACAAGUUUGAGUUUGAGAAGAAGUUUUAGUGUAAGAUCUAGUUUGGAAACUGCAGGGCCCACAGUCACAGUGGGACAAGUCACUGAGGUAAAUAAGGACACCUUCUGGCCGAUUGUUAAGGCUGCCGGGGAUAAAACCGUUGUCCUAGACAUGUACACCCAAUGGUGUGGCCCUUGCAAAGUGAUGGCUCCAAAGUUUCAAGAAUUAUCUAAGAAGUAUGAGGAUGUUGUCUUUCUAAAGCUUGAUUGCAACCAAGACAACAGGCCAUUGGCAAAAGAGCUGGGGAUUAAAGUGGUUCCCACUUUUAAAAUUCUGAAGGACAACAAGGUUGUAAAAGAAGUUACUGGAGCUAAAUACGAUGAUUUGGUUGCUGCCAUUGACAAUGUUCGAUUGAGCUAAGAAUAUAAGUAUUCUCUUUCCAUGUAAAAAUGUUAUGCUUGACACCCUUUGUAAGUAUUCUAUGCAAUUGUAAGAUGAUGAGGAUUGGAAGAUGAAGAAAUGGCUUCAUGUGAUUGUUGUAAGCUAAUUGUUUAUUCCCUAAAGGAAGAGUUACUCAAUUAUCAAAGUUAUCAACUUGAUCAUGGUGGUUCUAUAAAUUAUUGUA